UUAGAGACAUCUGAAAGAUGAUUGAAAAAAUGGAAUGAAUUUUUCUCAGUUUGGAGAGUUACAGUUGUAAUGUCCAGGUGUGAAGUGGACAUGGGCAUAAUUUACUGUAACGUCCGGGCCCGGACAUAAAGUACAAUAACUUCAAUAGCAGUUAGAAGAUAUCAAUAGCAGAGUGUACAUACAAGUGCAUAGUGUGCUGAAAGGCACUGAGGGCAAAGGUGAACACGGUCAACUGUGCCUACGCCGAGACUGUGGUGGAACACAAAAAUACCAGAGAGUGUGUCCAGAUUGACCAUGGACAAGCAAGAAGGAAUGUACACCACACUGAUCCAGGAUGAGAGUAGUGCAGAAGUACCGACCCACAACUUAAACAUCGAGGGUAAUAACUACUUGUCCAUGUCCAAAGGGAGCGCGGAGCAUAAAGCAAGACGCUACCAAAUUGCCACAGGAAUUCUGGGCUUACUUUGUGCCAUCUUAAUGAUAGCCAUCAUAACCCUGUGUGUUCGUUACAAAGGUGAGGUCCUUCCCAGUGCUGAGCUGGAGAGCCUGAGAGCCAACUACAGCAAGCUGGAAGCAACCAUGAAUGAGCUGCGCCUGGACCACCAUGAUGUAAUUGAUACCGUAGUUGGCAUGGAACGAAGGAGACGUACAUUCACUGAAGAGAUUAAAGAAUUGCGCAGAGAGAAGGAAAAUCUGCAGGAGGAGAAGAGGAAGUUGCAGUUGCGCAUCACUGAGCAAGAGAGAAGCUGUGCAAUGUGCCCUGUGGGAUGGAGGCUGUCCAGUUCCAGGUGUUACUUCUUCUCUGCUUCGGAAGGUACUAGAAGGAAAAGCUGGCCCGAUGCACGUGCCGACUGCGUUGACCGUGGCGCUGACUUGGUGGAGGUAGAGAGCAAGGAGAAGCAGACGUACCUCAGCAGAGUAAUAGAAGGGAUAGAGCUGAGGGACCCCCAUGUCUGGCACCUCACAGGAUUUUGGAUGGGGCUCAGGGAUAUCCACACGGAGGGGGUCUGGAAGUGGCUGAAUGGAACUGAGCUGACUGUGGGGUACUGGAUGGACGGAGAGCCCAAUGACCAGUAUUCCACGGAAGACUGUGCAGCCACUUACCUGAAACCAAACCCGCUGAAAAGCUGGAACGAUGCUCCCUGUAGCACAAAGCUGUACUGGAUAUGUGAAAAAGGGCAAAAGAAGCCCUAGGUGGCUUUGGUUUUAAAGCAAAUGGAGAGUUACAUUUAUGAAAAAACCUCAGUUCCUAAAUGGGUUGUGUCUUGAACAUGGCAGUAAACAUUGUGUUGAACAAUGGGCUUCAGCAGGAGUCAAAUGUAAGCCAGUAAUUUGAACUAUAUCAUAUGUGACAAUUAAAACAUGGAUGGAAUAUUGCUGAUCACAAAAAUUUAAUAUAAUUUAUACAUUCUAUAUAUAAAUCCUGACAUCUGCAUACAACAAGUGGGUGAGGAGCCAUAAAGAUAAGGUUCAGCACAUUAAGUAUUCAAACACUGAACUAUUGCAGUAAACACACGCUGAAGCAACAUUUGAGCGCCGGACACACACACACACACACACACAUUUUCAGAACCGCUUGUC
Messenger RNA from Scleropages formosus (Asian bonytongue), 1581 nucleotides. RefSeq names its product CD209 antigen-like protein C. The transcript has 6 exons. Lineage: Eukaryota; Metazoa; Chordata; Actinopteri; Osteoglossiformes; Osteoglossidae. Bases 295 to 1194 code for a protein of 299 amino acids. The record is from RefSeq and is a predicted model, not a curated record.